Meloidogyne enterolobii is the source of this 589-nucleotide messenger RNA. The record is from the annotation of a GenBank genome assembly. Lineage: Eukaryota; Metazoa; Nematoda; Chromadorea; Rhabditida; Meloidogynidae.
UGUAAGAAAAUCUUUAUGUUUAAAAACUGAUUCCGUUGAUUAUAUGCGCGAAAAUUGUGCGAGAACUUGUGGUUUUUGUGUUGUUGGAGAAGAAAAUGGAAUAAAUAAUGGAAAUGAAAGAUUGCCAGAAAAUAAUGGGAAGCCUGUAGUUGUUGAACGUCCUCUAUCACAACAUCGUUUAACAGUUCCUGAUUGUUCAGACAAAGUUGGGAAUUGCACAACAAAUGCCCACCUUUGUGGAAGUCCUGUUUAUGGAGAAUAUAUGAUUAAAUUUUGUACAAAAACUUGCUUAAAAUGUGAUAAAGCAAAAGUUAAUAAGAAGGAAAAAACAAAAAUAAUAAACGAAAUGUCUCCACAAAAUCCUCUUCAAGUUGUAAUUCAGCCAUUAGUGGAAAGUCAUGAAAAGGAUAAAAAAAGAAUUGAAAGAGAAUGUGAAGAUAAAAAUGAAAAAUGCCAACAAUGGAAAAAAGCUGGUUUAUGCAACAAAAUUGGACCCCCAAAAGAAGUUGAUUCUCUUAACUAUUAUUUAGAUGAUUCUCCACAACAAUAUAAUAAAAUCUGUCCAAAAUCUUGUGGAAUUUGUUUUUGA